GGUGGCAACUCUUGGCAAAAAAAAAGCCGCAUUUUUUACGUAAAUCUCAUUUUCCGUGAAUGCAACAAGUUUUCCGUGUUGUUCCACUCGAUUAUUUGAAUAUUUGGACCGGAUCGUCUUACUAGACCUAGGAUCACCAGCAGGAGCAUGAUCUACACCACCACACUGCUGUCCUCACGGGGCGGCCUCAUCGGCUCGCUGAUCAACAAAGUCAGGCAAGUUGUAGCCAAAGAUUGGCCACCCAGUGCUCCAUAUCGUGCCAAUGACACCGACCACAGACCCCUCCCCCUCACACCCCCCAGGCCCCUAGCCGCCGCCAGCAUCAGCAACAGUCCGGCGGGGCAGUCGAAAACGCUGGAGGAGCAGGUGGGCCUGCCGCCGCGUCCCAAGAAGCCGCUGACACCCUACUUCCGAUUCAUGCGUGAGCAGCGUCCCAAGCUGGUGGCCUCCAAUCCCAAGAUCACCACCAUCGAGGUAGUGCGCCAGUUGUCCAGGGAAUGGUCCGACGCCGAUGCCCAACUGAAGUUGCGCCUGCAGGCCGACUACAAGAAGGACCAGCAGAUCUACAUGGAGGAGCGCACCAAGUACGAUGCCACGCUCACGGACGAGCAGCGCGCUGAGAUCAAGCAGCUCAAGCAGGACAUCGUGGACGCCAAGGAGCGGCGCCAGCUGCGCAAGCGGGUCAAGGAGCUCGGGCGUCCCAAGAAGCCCGCCUCCGCCUUUCUGCGAUUCAUCGUCAGCGAACGCACCAACACCCCGCAAGCUGCCAAGCAGACCUACCGCGAGUGGCACCAGAAGACCACGGCCAAGUGGACCCGCCUCUCCGACUCCGAGAAGGAGGUCUAUAUGCAGGAGGCGCGCAAGGAGAUGGAGCUAUACAGGAAAGCGAUUACUGUUUGGGAGGAGAAGAUGAUUCGCCUGGGCCACAUCGACGUGGUGCGUCAUGGCAAUCUGAUCGAUCCGCCGGAGCCGAAGCCCCGCAAGUCGCAGGCCGCCAAAGAGAAAUAGUGCUAGCUGCUCAGCCAGCCUUCCGCCAUCACAUACUUCAUAGUUCACACUUCAUUCUGUUUUUUCGUUUUUCUUCUUUAAAAAUUGUUAAGGUUAAGGCAUUAAAGAUUAAAUGCUAGCCCGCAUAAGCUUAACUUAAAACCCCUUGUUCCUGCAUUUAGUUUUACGAUGGUACAUUUAGUCAUUUGGACUAUGUAAAUAGUUUCAGCAUUAAAUAUAGAGACAGUUUUUGACGAAAA
Drosophila gunungcola (fruit fly) is the source of this 1247-nucleotide messenger RNA. It is a transcript of the gene TFAM, whose product is annotated as transcription factor A, mitochondrial. The transcript has 2 exons. The record is from RefSeq and is a predicted model, not a curated record. The coding region runs from base 148 to 1008 and encodes 286 amino acids. NCBI's taxonomy places the organism in Eukaryota, Metazoa, Arthropoda, Insecta, Diptera, Drosophilidae.